This is a messenger RNA of Clupea harengus (Atlantic herring), 3952 nucleotides long. It is a transcript of the gene dennd5a, whose product is annotated as DENN domain-containing protein 5A-like. The coding region runs from base 440 to 3952 and encodes 1170 amino acids. Gene Ontology annotation, molecular function: guanyl-nucleotide exchange factor activity; small GTPase binding. Gene Ontology annotation, cellular component: trans-Golgi network. The record is from RefSeq and is a predicted model, not a curated record. Gene Ontology annotation, biological process: retrograde transport, endosome to Golgi. The transcript is spliced from 22 exons. NCBI's taxonomy places the organism in Eukaryota, Metazoa, Chordata, Actinopteri, Clupeiformes, Clupeidae.
CAAUUUUCGUGAAUCUUCUGUCCAUAUGUGUUUUUCAUUCUGUCAACAGAGACUCCAUACAUUAUCAUCGUGUUUAGUUUCUGGCAAGGCGAUACACUUUGGCCUUUCUGUACAACCCAACGAUAGUGCCAUCUAGUGGGAGUAAAGAAGACGCCUUUGAUAGGUAUGUGCUAGAAGCAGAGCAGUGACGUAAUUACAUUUAAUGCAUCAAGCGCAUGCGCAGUACAAAGCAGAUGAAAACAGCUGGAGGAGAAGGCCCACAAUGCAAUUCUCUCGCCUCCACGGGUUAAGCCUGUUCUGAUUUUCAAGCCUGCCUUGGUGAAUGUCUGUAAUGGCUGCACCUAACGGAUUCAGAGUCUACUACGAUGCGUCUGACUAAGACGCCGCGGGGAAGGAGAGAACCAGACCGGAGGGGACCCGUCUGAGGUCCAGACUCAGGAUGACCACCGGCUUCAGCUCCAGUUCCGUCCGCUUCGCAGAUUACUUCGUGAUUUGCGGACUCGACACAGAAAGCGGUCUGGAACCAGACGAGCUCUCUGCUCUAUGCGAGUAUAUAAAGGCCUCUAGACACAGAGAUGGUGCCAGAGGAGAGAGCUUGGGUGCAGAUGAAGGGGAGAACUUUGAGCAGAGUCCCCUGAGGAGAACCUUUAAGUCGAAGGUUCUGGCCCACUACCCUGAGAAUGUGGAGUGGAACCCCUUCGACCAGGAUGCUGUUGGCAUGCUCUGCAUGCCGAAGGGCUUGUUCUUCCGCACGCAGCAGGAGGUCUGUGAACCGCAGUUCCACACCUUUAUCAUCACGCGUGAGGACGGCUCGCGCUCCUACGGCUUCGCCCUGACCUUCUUCGAGGAGGUUCGCUCGGCGCAGAUCUGCAGCGCCAUGCAGACGCUCUACCACAUGCACAACGCCGCGCAGUACCACAUCACCCAGCAGGCCCCGCCCCCGGCCACGCCCCCGGCCCCGCCCGAGCGCCCCGGCCCCUCCCGCCUGCUGCAGCGCUUCAACUCCUACGACAUCACGCGCGACACGCUCUACGUCUCCAAGUGCAUCUGUCUGCUGGCGCCGCUGGCCUUCCAGUCCGCCUGUCAGAAGGUUCUGGAACAGCUGCACCGCGCCGCCACCUCCCCGCAGCCCCCGCCCCUGCCCCUGGAGAGCUACGUCUACAACGUGCUGUACGAGGUGCCGCUGCCCCCUGCUGGCCGCUCGCUGCGCUUCAGCGGCAUCUACGCGCCUGUGGUGUGCCAGAGGCCCAGCACUGCGGAGCUGCCGCUCUUCGACUUCCCCCUGGCCGAAGUCUUCCUCCUGCUGGGCGCCGACAACGUGCUGCAGCUCUUCACCUGCGCCCUGCUCGAGAUUCAGAUCCUGCUCUACUCCCAGCACUACCAGCGGCUGAUGACGGUGGCAGAGAGCAUCACGGCGCUCAUGUUCCCCUUCCAGUGGCAGCACGUGUACGUGCCCAUCCUCCCCGCCUCCCUCAUGCACUUCCUGGACGCCCCCGUCCCCUACCUCAUGGGCCUGCAGUCCAACGGCUCACAGGACCGCUCGAAACUAGAGCUACCGCAGGAGGCUAACCUGUGCUUCGUGGACAUUGAUAAUCACUUCAUUGAGCUGCCGGAGGACCUACCUCAGUUCCCUCAGCGGGGGGAGUUUCUGCGGGAGCUGACUGAGGCGCUGCAACGCUUCAACCUGCCACCGGAGGGCAGCGCCACGCCACACCCGCACAGGCCACGCCCACGCUGCCACGAUGACAAGCGCAAUGGCAAUGUGGGCGUGGCUGCUCUGGACUCCGCCCUGCUGCGAGAGAAUGCCACCAUCGCACGUCUGCAGGCGCUUGUCAAGAAGACCGGCAUCAGUCUGGAGAAGGUGCAGGUGGACAGUAAAGAGGAGGUGUGUGACAGUAAGGACGCGAGGCUGCAGUGUAACGCUGAGGAGUGGUGGACGCAGCGUAUGAACAUCCAGGUGCGCGAGGUCUUCGCCAACCGCUUCGCCCAGAUGUUCGCUGACUACGAGGUCUUUGUCAUCCAGCCCAGCCAGGACAAGGAGGCCUGGUUCUCCAACCGAGACCAGAUGCAGAACUUUGACAAGGCAUCCUUCCUGUCGGACCAGCCGGAGCCAUCCCUCCCCUUCCUGUCUCGUUUCCUGGAGACGCAGACGUUCGCCUCCUUCAUCGACUCCAAGAUCCUUCACCAUGACGACGAGGAACACGCACACACCCUGCGCUUGUUUGACAUGCGCGUGGACAGGGUCCGCAUGCUGAACGUGCGCACGCCGACGCUGCGCUCCGAGCUCUACCAGAGAGCCACACACAUCGAGGACGCAGAGAGAGCCAUUGAGGCUCGUCUGAGGAAGAUAGACCACACAGCGCUGCACCCUCACCUGCUGGACAUGAAGAUCGGCCAGGGGCGCUACCAGCCCGGCUUCUUCCCACGCCUACAGGCAGACGUGCUGUCCAGCGGCCCCAGCAGCAACAAAUGGGCAAAGCGAAGUGCUCCUGCUCAAUGGAGGAGGCGUGACCGUCAGAAGCAGCAUGCGGAGCAUCUCUACCUGGACAAUGACCAGCGAGAGAAGUACAUUCAGGAAGCCAGAAACCUGGGCACCACCAUUCGCCAGCCCAAACUGUCCAACCUGUCGCCGUCGGUGAUCGCCCAGACCAACUGGAAGUUCGUGGAGGGUCUGCUGAAGGAAUGCAGGACUAAGACCAAACGUAUGCUGGUGGAGAAGAUGGGCCGUGAGGCGGUGGAGUUGGGUCACGGGGAAGGCAGCAUCACCGGUGUGGAGGAGAACACCCUCAUCGCCAGCCUGUGUGAUCUACUGGAGAGGAUAUGGAGCCAUGGACUACAGGUCAAACAGGGAAAAUCUGCCCUCUGGUCUCACCUGCUUCAUUAUCAGGAGAGUAAAGAGAAGAAGGACACUCCUAGCAGCCUGGGCCCUCCUGGUUUCAUUCAGGAGCAGGGGAGGCGUAAGUCUGACGUUGGUUGCAUCCUCCCCGUCCUCAGAGUCUCUCUCAUUCAAGACAUGAGGCAUGUCCAGAACAUGUGUGAGAUUAAGACCGAGGUGGGCAGAGCGAGGGCGUGGGUUCGUCUCAGCAUGGAGAAGAAGCUGCUCUCCACUCACCUGAAGAUGCUGCUGUCCGACCACGAGCUCACCAAGAAGCUGUAUAAGCGCUAUGCGUUUCUGCGCUGUGACGAUGAGAAGGAGCAGUUCCUUUACCACCUGCUGUCCUUCAAUGCUGUGGACUACUUCUGUUUCACCAACGUCUUCACAACCAUCAUGAUUCCGUACCACGUGUGGGUGAGUUCCGGUAAGAAGCUGGGCGGCUCCAUGUUCACUGCCAACCCCUGGGUGUGUGUGUCAGGGGAGCUCGCUGAGACGGGCGUCCUGCAGCUGCCCAAGAACACACUGGAGAUCACGUUUGAGUGCCAGAACCUGGGCCGUCUCACCACUGUUCAAAUGGGUCAUGACAACUCAGGUCUCUACGCCAAAUGGCUGGUGGAGAGCGUGAUGGUACGAAACGAGAUCACUGGACACACCUACAGGUUUCCCUGUGGUCGCUGGCUGGGUAAGGGGGUUGAUGAUGGCAGUUUGGAGCGUAUCCUGGUGGGGGAGCUGUUGAGCAUCGAGACUGAGGAGCGCCUGAGUCGCACACCACCGAUGCAGCCUUCACCAGGAAUGAUGCGCCGUCUAGUGGCCAUCUCGCCUAAUAGCAAGCCGAAACUGAAUACAGGUCAAAUCCAGGAGGGAGUUGGGGAGGCUAUCAAUGGAAUAGUGAAGCAUUUCCACAAGCCGGAGAAAGAGAGGGGUAGUCUGACUCUGUUGCUGUGUGGUGAGUAUGGACUGGUCUGGGCUCUGGAACAGGUGUUUCUGCACAGCUUCAAGUCCCCACGACUCUUCAAGAACAUCUUCAUCUGGGACUUCUUAGGUAACACUCGUAUUUCUGUGUGUCCAGCCAAUUGA